This is a messenger RNA of Penicillium bovifimosum, 1269 nucleotides long. Its product is annotated as transposase. Gene Ontology annotation, molecular function: DNA binding. Gene Ontology annotation, cellular component: nucleus. The transcript has a single exon. Lineage: Eukaryota; Fungi; Ascomycota; Eurotiomycetes; Eurotiales; Aspergillaceae. The coding region runs from base 1 to 1269 and encodes 422 amino acids. The record is from RefSeq and is a predicted model, not a curated record.
AUGCCUGAUGAUUCAUCUGAUAUCAAUGACCGUAUCGCAAAUGCCGUCCAAGCCUACCAUGAAAGGGAUAACCCGAAAAUCGCGCCAUUGGCGCGGGAAUUUGAUGUUCCAUACCAACGCCUGCGGAGCCGAAUCCACGGUCGCCGGAGUAUGACUGAGCUUGGUCGCGAGAGAAAAGCCUUGAAUCCAAUUCAAGAGAAGGCAUUGAUUGCGUGGAUAAGGACUCUAAACAGCGCAUAUACCUGUCCUACACCUACCUUGGUGGAGCGGGCAGCAAAUCUGAUUUUGCUGCGGUCGGGCUCUGAGAAAUCUGUCGGCCACAACUGGGUCUAUAGAUUCAUCGCAUCACUACCACCUGAUAUCUCCUACCUCAAGCCUAAACCAGCAGAGAAGGUCCGGAUCGAAAGCCAAGUGUACGAUCCGAUGCUCCUUUGGUUUAAUAGAUUCUCCCAACUCAUGGAAGAGUACAAUUUCCUACCUCACGAGAUCUACAACUGGGAUGAGAUCGGCUACCAGAUUGGCGAAGGAAAGGCCCGUCAUGCCUUAGCCCCUCGAAGCGGGUAUGAGAACCCUACCGGCGGGCAUCAUGAAUCCCUUACUGGGAUCGAAUGUAUCGCCGCCGAUGGGUGGGUGAUGCUACCUUGGUUUUUACCGAAGAGUAGCCAGCAUUUGGAGGAGUGGUACGACAAUAUCACGAUCCCCGAUUUUCGCAUCAAACCUACCCCCAAUGGCUGGAUCGACGAUGAAACAGCGUACGAUUGGCUUUGUUGUUUUCAUGAGGCCACAAAAUCUCGAGUUCAGAGGGGAAGGCCAAGGGUAUUAUUGAUGGAUAAUCAUCCAUCUCAUACUACCUAUGAGUUCGUCGACUUUUGCGAACGACAUUUUAUCCUCCCAAUCUGGUUUAUCCCACAUACUACACAUUUUUGCCAGCCUCUCGAUGGCCAGGUCUUCGCAAAUCUAGAGCAUCACUUUCGGUCAGCGAACAAUGAGGUGGUAAUGGGGGGUGGAAGCGUGGAUAAAAAGAAGGAUUUCUUCCGGAUGAUUCGCGAUGUCCGUAACCUCUCUUUUACCCAGCGAACCAUCCGAUCUUCUUUUCGGUCGCGUGGUAUCUGGCCUUAUGAUCCGGAGGUGAUUCUCGGACCUCUACGUCAGAAGGAAAUUGAGAUGGAAGGGGAGAGUGAAGUUAUUCGGAUGAUUGAUACUCCAUCACCACCCCCGAACUCUCAAGUUCAGCCACCAAUUCACCCCCAGACACGGUCGAUCGGGUGA